AUGGUCGAUUUCAUCACUUUGUUUACCAUUAUCCAAGCUGCUUUUGCGGUCAGAGACCUUUUUCCUCGACAUGUAGAAGUACAACACCCAUUAGGCGUGGACACUGCAAUCACAAAAACUUCUUCUAAUGAAUUACGCCAAUUAAACCACGUCAUCGACUCAUCUCCUCUACUAUCCUUGCAUCGCGAUAUUGUAAAUAUCGAAUCCAUCAGCGGCAAUGAGAAUGAGGUUGGCCACUAUAUUAUCAAUUUCCUGGAACGAAACAACUUUACCGUUGUGAAACAACCAGUACCAGCUGCAAUAGGAGAUAGGCAUGAGAAAAGGAGAUUCAAUAUUUACGCCUAUAUCGGCAAUAACUCUUUGCCUGAUGUACUGUUGACCUCUCACAUCGACACCGUGCCACCAUAUAUUCCAUAUGGACUGACCUAUCCAAAUAUCAACUCUUCUGAAAACGAUAGGAGAAUAAUUACCAUUAACGGCCGUGGUACGGUAGAUGCAAAGGGGAGCAUUGUCGCCCAAAUAUUCGCAGUCCUAGAAACAAUAGCCCGGCACGACGUGACUAAAGAUCCACCAUCCCUAGGUCUUCUUUUCGUCGUCGGCGAAGAAAACAGCGGAGUGGGAAUGAAAACCUUCUCCAACUCUGAAUACAAUACCUCACCGCCAUCAUUUCACACCGUGAUAUUCGGAGAACCGACUGAAUUAAACCUUGUUUCGGGCCACAAGGGCGGCUUCGGUUUCACGAUCACUUCGAUCGGGAAAGCCGCGCAUUCGGGGUAUCCGUGGAAAGGACGAAAUGCGAUUUCGGCGCUCUUGCCGGUGGCUUCGUUUGUGGAGAAGCUGGGAGAUAUAGCUGUGGAAGAUGGAGGGUUGCCGUCGAGUGCCAAAUACGGGAAUACAACUAUUAACUUGGGUGUUCUACACGGUGGUAUUGCAGGGAAUGUAGUGCCGGCGGUUGCAGAGGCGACUUUUUUUGUGCGACUUUCCGCGGGAACGCCAGAUGAGGCUAGGGAAAUUGUGUACAAGGCUGUAGAAAAGCUGAUUGAGGGCGAUGAUACUGAUAUUAGGGUUGAUUUUUUUACUGGAGGUACAGCGCCGGUGGACCUUGAUGCCGACAUAGAUGGGUUCAAUGUCACGACAGUAAACUAUGGAACAGAUGUACGCAAUCUGAAGAUUCGGGGCAGUGGUGACAGACCGGUGAAACGGUACUUGUAUGGUCCUGGUAGUAUUCUUGUUGCUCACUCUGACGUCGAAGCACUGACUGUUGGAGACCUGGAAGACGCUGUUGAAGGGUAUCGCAAAUUGAUAGAGCAUGCCUUGGGGCGUGAUUGA
This is a messenger RNA of Talaromyces rugulosus, 1329 nucleotides long. RefSeq lists its product as uncharacterized. Bases 1 to 1329 code for a protein of 442 amino acids. The transcript has a single exon. Lineage: Eukaryota; Fungi; Ascomycota; Eurotiomycetes; Eurotiales; Trichocomaceae. Gene Ontology annotation, molecular function: hydrolase activity. The record is from RefSeq and is a predicted model, not a curated record.